ACACUGAUGUCGCUUUUUGAUGCCGUGCCGCCUGAGGGAUCGAAGGUCACGGGCAUUCAAUGUUGGGUUUUCGGCCUUGCCGCUUACAUGCGGUCAUUUCUCCAGAUUCUCUGACCUUUUGAUGAUAUUCUGGACCGGAGAUGACGAAAUCCCUAAAUUCCUUGCAAUUGUACAUUGAGGAACAUUGUCCUUAAACUGUUGGACUAUUUUCUCACGCACUUGUUCACAAAGAGGUGAACCUCGCCCCAUCUUUGCUUGUGAAUGACUGAGCAAUUGAGGGAAGCAAUCACGGCACCCACCUGUUCCCAAUGAGCCUGUUCACCUGAGGGAUGUUCCCAACAGGUGUUUGAUGAGCAUUCCCCAACUUUCUCAGUCUUUUUCGCCGCAUGCCUGCCCCAGCUUUUUUGGAACGUGCCGCAGCCAUCAAAUUCUAAAUUCCUGAUUAUUUUGCUCAAAACAAUCCAGUUGAUCACUUUGAACAUGAAAUAUCUUCCACAAGUUGGAUUCACUGGCGUCGCAAUCCUAUUUCAACCAUAUUUAUGCUUGCUGAAGUUGUUGAAUGUCUUUCUUGUGGUGCUGAAACAUACGAAAUACAGGCCCUUCCUUUCCUUGCAUGUUUUUGCUCUUCUCGGAAACAUCGCGGGAAGAGUGUUGGGAUCAAAAGUCGUUCAGGAUUAAUCGUUAAUAGCCUACUGAAUGACGACGCUGUGACGUAGCGGCCUCAGAUUUGAAUAUGGCGGGCGCUUUUCCUCAUUGCGGAUCUCGGGCAAGGAAUGUCGGCGGUCUGCCAGCGUCAUCUUUUCUGGAUCCCCUGAGGGAGCGAGGAAAGAGGUCACACUUAAACUUAGCAACAAGUGUCACGUGAGAGGGAUUGAUAUUUUGUCUGCUCCUAAAAUGAAGGGACGUCGGGUGGUGACGUAUUCACAGUGGGAACAACUCGGAACGUUUUCGCCAUCCUCUCCUGUUGUGCAAUACGCAUUUGGGUCGCUAGGUGUCAGUGUCGGGGCGUGCGCGCAUCGGUGUUCACGUGACUUCAUUUUUCUACCCCGGCGCCACUUGGCAACAUUCGCGCAGGCGUGAUCUCCGUGUCUGCGUCUCCGUCGUCAUUUGUCAUUUGUCAAGCAGAUGGCUUAGCGGAGGAACAUUUUCUGCACACUCCACAUUUGUAUUUGGUUUUUUUUUGGACCAACCAGCGCGGCUGCUUUCCUCCGACGGGACGAGUGCCGUUGUUUUUUUUGUCUUUUCUUGUCACCAUGGAACAAAGAGGCGCGCGUGGAAGGGCGCGACGCUGUUCGCUGGGAUUUGCGGCCGCGCUGCUUUUGUGCGGCGUGACUUCGGCGCAGUUAAGAUACUCCAUCUCCGAGGAAGUCGACGAAGGAACUGUGGUCGGAAAUGCUGCAAAAGACCUCGGAUUGGAUCGAAAUACGCUGAAGGAGCGCAGGUAUCGGAUUGUGUCGAGUCGCGCGGAGCCUCUUUUCCACGUGAGUCAGGCCGACGGCGUCCUCUACGUCAGCAGGAAGAUCGACAGGGAAAAGGAGUGUCCGCAAAGCACGACGUGUCUGAUCAACCUCAAAACGGUGCUGGAAAGCCCACUGGAGGUCCACUAUGUUGGCGUGGAAAUAUUAGACGUGAACGAUCAUUCCCCCGGAUUUCCAGAGGAAGAAACAAAGUUAGAUAUUUCCGAGUCGGUGGUGCCCGGGGCACGAUUUCAGCUUCGGGCUUCUCAUGACGGCGACAGCGGUCACUUUUCUGUUCAGCAAUAUAAACUCAGCGACAAUAAUUAUUUCCGCUUGGAAGUGAAAGAUAAAGGAAAAGAUGGGAAAAUCCCCAUACUGGUUGUCAAAAAAUCGUUAGACAGGGAAGCAACGGGACACAUUUCACUCGUGUUAACUGCACUGGAUGGAGGAAAGCCUCCAAAGACGGGCGGAAUGAAUAUUUCAAUAAACGUGCUCGACGUUAAUGACAAUGCGCCUAUUUUCUCUGAAGAGAUGUAUUCUGCGAUGCUCAGUGAAAAUGCGGCCAUAGGGACGACUGUCAUUCAAGUGAGCGCAACGGAUCUCGAUGAAGGCCUGAACGGAGAAGUCGUUUAUUCCUUCAGCAAGAAUAGUCCAAAUAUAAUGCAGUUAUUUGACAUGCUUGAGAAUACAGGCGAGAUUGUUGUCAAAGGCCCGAUAGACUAUGAGGAGAAUGACAUGUUUGAAAUUGAAAUCCAAGCGUCAGAUAAAGGUUCUGUGCCUCUCACAACGGAGAAAAGCGUCCUCAUCAAGAUCGUCGAUGUGAACGACAACGCGCCUGAGAUGGAAGUCACGUCGUUUUCCAGCUCCAUUCCGGAAGAUUCCAGACUAGGAACCACAGUCGCUCUCAUCAGUGUGAACGACUUGGAUUCUGGCCUGAACGGGAAAGUGAUUUGCUCCCUAAGCGAGGAUGUUCCUUUCGCCUUGUCGCCGUCGUUACAAGACAAAAUGUAUUCUUUGGUGACCAAAUCCCGUCUGGACCGCGAGAAAAGCUCCACGUACGAUAUAUCGGUCGUCGCAAGAGACGCCGGUCGACCCGCACGCUCAUCCGAGAAGACGAUCGGUCUUUGCAUUUCAGACGUGAACGAUAACAGUCCCGAGUUUCCCGUCGGUCCUUAUGCUUUCUAUAUUGCCGAGGGCAACGACGCCGGGGCCCCCGUCUUCUCCGUCCAAGCCUUCGAUCGCGACGCCAACGAGAAUGCCGCCGUUACGUAUCGAAUUCUUCGAGAGGGGAGAGAAGAAAAUACACCGUCUUCAUUUCUAAGUAUAAAUAGCGAAACCGGGGAAGUGACGGCGCUGAAGAGUUUUGACUUUGAGGCGCUGAAAAGCUUCCAGUUCCAGGUGUCGGCCACCGACGGCGGAAGUCCUCCGCUGAGCGGCAACGUGACGGUCAAGGUGUUCAUUCUGGAUCGGAACGACAACGCUCCGGUCAUCCUGUAUCCGCUCAGCUCCAACGGUUCCGCCCGAGGCGCCGAGGAGAUUCCCCGCAAUGCCAAAGCGGGAGACUCGGUGACUAAAGUCCGAGCCUACGACGCCGAUACGGGAUAUAACGGCUGGCUGCUGUUUUCGCUGCGGCCGCUCGGCGAGCGCGCUCUCUUUUCUCUGGACCGCUAUACGGGCCAGAUCAGAACACUUCGCCCGUUCACCGAGACGGACGAGGCCGAGCAUCGACUGCUCGUACUGGUCAAAGACAACGGCGACGUUUCGCUCUCGGCGACGGCUACCGUGACCGUCAAACUGGCCGAGCCCAAAGAGGCUUUGGCGGCUUCCGACCACGCGGGAAGCGCGGCCGAAGCGGACGGGCGCGAGGACCGGGUGACUUUUUAUCUGGCGCUGACUUUGGGCUCGGUCUCGCUGCUUUUGGUCAUCGCCGUGGUGGUGCUGAUCGCCAUGCGCUGCUCCAAAUCCGCAGAGUACACGUCCAAAUAUCUCCAAGACGCUCAUUACGACGGCACGCUGUGUCACAGCAUCCAGUACAGAUCGGGAGACAAACGCUACAUGUUAGUCGGACCCAGGAUGAGUGUUGCUUCCGCCGGCGCCCCGGGCAGCCACGCCGGCACGCUGGUGCUGCCCGACGCCAGACGUGCGGCCGCAGGGGAGGUAAGACAAUACAACAGUUCUUUGUGUUAUAUGCGUGUGUGCUUCGGAUAUUCUGCUUUCACUGGUGUGACAGAUGUUUGUAAAUGGUACAAUCGUAAAAGAACAAGAAGAGGGUGCAGUGUUUGA
Phyllopteryx taeniolatus (common seadragon) is the source of this 3740-nucleotide messenger RNA. Its product is annotated as protocadherin alpha-3-like. The record is from RefSeq and is a predicted model, not a curated record. Gene Ontology annotation, cellular component: plasma membrane. NCBI's taxonomy places the organism in Eukaryota, Metazoa, Chordata, Actinopteri, Syngnathiformes, Syngnathidae. Gene Ontology annotation, biological process: homophilic cell-cell adhesion. Bases 1254 to 3740 code for a protein of 828 amino acids. The transcript has a single exon. Gene Ontology annotation, molecular function: calcium ion binding.